GCCCCUCCCUCACCCGUUGCCUCCUCAGCUCCUCACGCUUCAGCUGCUCCUCCUCCCGCUCCUCCUCCUCCUCCUCUUCCUGGGCUCCUCCGCGCCGCUCCCGGCUCGCUGCGCGCUCUGCUCUUCAAGCUCUGCGGACCGCAGCAGCCAUGGCCGACAUCAAGACGGGCAUCUUCGCCAAGAACGUGCAAAAGCGGCUCAACCGCGCGCAGGAAAAGGUGCUCCAGAAGCUGGGGAAAGCUGAUGAAACAAAAGAUGAACAGUUUGAAGAAUAUGUCCAGAACUUCAAGCGACAAGAGGCAGAGGGUACAAGACUUCAGCGAGAACUCCGAGGAUAUUUAGCAGCAAUCAAAGGUAUGCAGGAGGCCUCGAUGAAGCUCACUGAAUCACUACAUGAAGUCUAUGAGCCAGACUGGUAUGGACGGGAAGAUGUAAAGAUGGUUGGUGAGAAGUGUGAUGUGCUGUGGGAAGACUUCCAUCAAAAGCUAGUGGAUGGGUCCUUGCUGACACUGGACACCUACCUGGGCCAGUUUCCUGAUAUAAAGAAUCGCAUCGCUAAGCGCAGCAGGAAGCUCGUGGAUUAUGACAGUGCUCGGCAUCACCUGGAGGCUCUGCAGAGUUCCAAGAGGAAGGAUGAGAGUCGGAUCUCGAAGGCAGAAGAAGAGUUUCAGAAAGCACAGAAAGUGUUUGAAGAGUUCAAUGUUGACUUACAAGAAGAGUUACCGUCGUUGUGGUCCAGACGAGUUGGCUUUUAUGUCAAUACUUUCAAAAACGUCUCCAGCCUUGAGGCCAAGUUUCACAAGGAAAUUGCAGUGCUUUGCCACAAGCUCUAUGAAGUGAUGACGAAACUCGGCGAUCAGCAUGCUGACAAAGCCUUCAGCAUCCAAGGAGCACCCAGUGAUUCAGGUCCUCUUCGCAUUGCAAAGACACCAUCACCCCCAGAGGAGCCUUCACCCCUGCCCAGCCCAACGGCUAGUCCCAACCACACAUUAGCACCUGCAUCUCCUGCCCCAGUGCGACCCAGAUCACCUUCACAGACAAGGAAAGGGCCUCCUGUUCCACCUCUGCCCAAAGUCACACCAACCAAGGAACUGCAGCAGGAGAACAUCAUCAAUUUCUUUGAGGACAACUUUGUACCAGAAAUCAAUGUGACAGCAUCUUCCCAGAACGAAGUCUUGGAGGUGAAGAAGGAAGAGACUUUGCUGGACUUGGACUUUGACCCUUUCAAACCUGAUGUGGCUCCGGCAGGUUCUGCUGCAGCGACCCACUCACCCAUGUCUCAGACAUUGCCCUGGGACUUAUGGACGACAAGCACUGAUUUGGUACAACCGGCUUCUGGAGGUUCAUUUAAUGAUUUCACCCAGCCCCAGGACACUUCAUUAUUCACCAUGCAGACAGAUCAGAAUAUGGCUGAAACGGAGCAGGCUCUAUCUACAGAGCCCCAAGCAGAGGAGCCUGCUGCUACUGCAGCUGCACCUACUGCUGGGCUGGACCUUGGGCUAGAGAUGGAGGAGCCAAAGGAGGAGGCCGUGAUCCCUCCUGGAACUGAUACUGGCGACACUGUGGAAACUGCAGUGCCAACUGAGGGGGCCCCAGUGGAGGAAGCAGGGGCAGAGAAGGCAGCCCUCCCUUCUGGAGAAGGAGAAGGUCCAGAGGGAGCCAGAAUUGAUGCAGAAAGCACGGAGCUUGCCAGCAGUGACAGCGCUCAACCAGCAGAGCCGGAAGCAGGUGCUCCUCAGGAGAAAGUCAUCCCUUCUGUUGUCAUCGAGCCAGCCUCCAACCAUGAGGGAGAAGGAGAACACCAAGAAACUGCUACGGGUAUUGAAACGAGGGAGGCCUCUGAGGAUGUGGCUCCCCCAGGCCCAGCGGGUGAGAAGCAGGAAGUGGCUACAGAGCCCACACUUCUGGAUUCUCAGGCUGCAUCGGCAGGUGCUGUGGAUGCCUCGCUGUCUGCAGGGGAUGCCACUCAGGAACUGCCUCCUGGCUUUCUCUACAAGGUGGAAACCCUGCAUGAUUUCGAGGCAGCGAACUCUGAUGAACUUACCCUACAAAGGGGCGAUGUGGUGCUCGUGGUGCCCUCAGACUCAGAAGCCGACCAGGAUGCAGGCUGGUUGGUAGGGGUGAAGGAGUCAGACUGGCUUCAGUACAGAGAUCUGGCCACAUACAAAGGCCUCUUUCCAGAGAACUUCACCCGGCGCCUGGAGUAGGGCUGCAGAUGUUGCAGAAGGGUCACGUGACUGGGUUCUCAAACCUUCAUGAAAUGCAGAGGAGUUCACUUUUGCGACUACACUCUUAAUGAUUGACAGACUGGUGCCAGAUGAGGCUUAGGAAGACUGACCAAUAGAGCAUGUGUGCAAAAACUAUCAGAAGAGGGGAAAAUAGCAAACUAAGGAAAGAGUCCUUACUCUGUUCCCUGUGUUCAAUAGAGGUCAGUUCGUGCUUUGUCUAACCGUGGACACUGGUACUUGAUUCCCCUCCUACCAAGUCGAAAGUAGCUUUCUGCAGACCAGACUUUGACUUCUUUGCAUCAAGUGUGUGGUGUCGAGUGGUUGCCCUGCAGAUGUGAUGAGUUAUCCUGUAGUAAGACAUCAUCUUACUCCCUUGCCCAAUGUGAGCACGUGCUCUCUUUCCCUUUCAAGUUUACUGUGUUUAAAACUAAACAGCUGCAAACGUUCUUAACAGUCUUUUCCAAUCACCUCUAUAUACAUAUGUACUGACACACAGUCGCACAAGCUAGUCCCCAUGCCUGCUGGACCUAUGUGUAUGCAAAUGGCUACAUAUACAUAGCUGACUCCUUCCCUUUCCACUGUAGCUCUCCACCUCUCAAGUGUCAUUGAUACACACAUUGCUCUUAUUUGUCGGCAUUACAGCUGCAGUUUUGCCUUGGGGCAAAACCACUCAUCCCAUUGCCAAAACAGUUGACAGUGUCUGUGUGUGUUGUGUGCAGUUUUCAGGAUGAUAUAACAGAUAGCCCACGCUGCUGCCCCUUUGGAGAGAGCAGGGCCUGGUUGUGUAGCUUCCCAGCUGCUCAGUCCAGAUAAAUCCAUGGACCAGCAUCUAUGCAGUCAUCAUUUCUGCCUUUAUGUGAUUGGCUGGACGAGGGGGCAUAAGAACCUAUUUAUAAAAGCUCCUAUAUACUUCCAUGUUCUAUUUAUGCAACUCAUCUUCACAGAUCAUUCUAAAAUGAAUGAGGUGAUGUAUGCUAUACCACAAACCAUCUGUAAAGGUUGUGUUCUCAGUGCUGUGUCAUUCCAAAUAAACCUUUGGUAAUCUCCAAGCUACA
Mastomys coucha (southern multimammate mouse) is the source of this 3283-nucleotide messenger RNA. It is a transcript of the gene Amph, whose product is annotated as amphiphysin. Gene Ontology annotation, biological process: synaptic vesicle endocytosis. The transcript has 21 exons. Gene Ontology annotation, cellular component: plasma membrane; synaptic vesicle; cytoplasm. The record is from RefSeq and is a predicted model, not a curated record. Bases 150 to 2207 code for a protein of 685 amino acids. Gene Ontology annotation, molecular function: protein binding; phospholipid binding. NCBI's taxonomy places the organism in Eukaryota, Metazoa, Chordata, Mammalia, Rodentia, Muridae.